Molecule: messenger RNA, 2277 nt
Organism: Lottia gigantea (owl limpet)
Lineage: Eukaryota; Metazoa; Mollusca; Gastropoda; Lottiidae
Exons: 19
Coding region: 1-2277 (758 amino acids)
Biological process (GO): peptidyl-serine phosphorylation
Cellular component (GO): cytoplasm
Molecular function (GO): protein serine/threonine kinase activity; ATP binding
Source: RefSeq, a predicted model, not a curated record
AUGAUUUCUGAUUCAGUAUUUAAAACACCUAGUUUAAUAUAUUAUGAACGUAUAGGAUCCGGUGCUUCCUCUGUGGUGUUUAAAGCUUUCGAUAAGAGAACGGGGGAGCAGAGAGCUGCUAAAGUUAUAAAAGAUAGAUCUAAAUAUAACCUACUAGAUUUAAACCGUGAAGUUACAACAUUAAAGCAUCUCAAUCAUUCAAAUAUUGUUAAAUUAUAUGGUAAAGAAACCGAGAAACCGAGGUUAGUACACGUUAUGUCAAUAUUGUUAAAUUAUAUGGUAAAGAAACCGAGUCCAAUUUACAUCAUCAGUGAUUUUGGAACAAGUAGAAGACUAUCAAAUCCAGAAGAAGAAUACCUUUCAUUGGUUGGAACAGAAGAGUUUUUGCAUCCAGCAGUAUAUCAAAAAGCAUUUAUAGACAGACAACAAGUCACACCGUUUAACAGUGGUACAGAUUUGUGGAGUUUUGGUUGUACUUUAUUCCAAGCUAUCAGUUCCAGGAUGCCGUUUGUACCAUUUGAUGGUGCCAGGAACGACAGAACUAUAAUGUUUCAAAUGGUGGCGUUAAAACCUGCAGGAUGUAUUUCCGCCUACCAGAAUAGUCCAGGGGGUGAUCCUAUUUGGGAGAACAGAUUUCCUGAACACUGUCCUAUGUCAAGAAAUCUCCAAGAAAUAAUGAAAGGAUUAGUCGCUUCUCUUCUGGAAGCAGAUCACAGGAAACAGAUUUCCCAUGAAUCAUUGUUCGAUUUCCAGAAGAAACUAGCAACUAAGUUUCAACUUGAAAUUCAUUUUACCAAUGAUGGAACCACACUACCUCUUUAUUUCGACGCGUCAAACAGUUUUGCAGAAUUACAAGAUCAGAUAGCCCAGUAUACAGAUAUAUCAGCUGGACGUCAAGUAUUAUUUUAUAAUGAUCAGAUACUAGAAAACUUGAUACAGAAAAAUCUAAAUUUAGAUGAGCUAUUACAUCAACCACCUUCAAUAAACUAUCUUACAUUGAUGGAUAAACACAAAGCUAAAAAACUAAAUCCGUUCAACAUAGAACCGUUCCCGGUUUACCAUAACACUAAUACUAUUAAUCAAGAUUAUCAAGUAACUUCUAAACGAUGUGAAAUUAUUAAUAAUAUCAUGUUAUUAGUAUCUCAAUCUCUCAGUUUUCAACUCAAUAUCACCAAAACAGUCUCAGCAAUGUGGAUUAUGAUGAAGACAUAUAAAUUAAAAGUAGAGAAGAAUUAUGAAUGUUUGAAAGAAGCUAGUCAACAAAUUGACUUCCAGUUGGAAAACUUACGGUUGAUCCGGAACAGAACUCAAAGGCACAUGUUUGCGACAUGGAGAGUUUUAUAUUCUUGGAAAGAUCAUAGAAGGAAAGCCGAUGAUUAUGAAGCACUGAAAAUUCUGAUAGAACAGCUGAAGUCCAAGUUAGAGUCAGUAAAAGAACGUGUUAUUGAAUUAAAAAUCAAAUCUGAGAAAUACUUACACGAUUCUCAUAUAGCUGUUGAUGUUUGUACUUCUGACUGGUAUGUUACAAAAGCUAAAAGUUACCAGCAGAAAAUAAAAGUUAUCAUGGGCAGAAUGAAGAAGACGAAAGUUAAAGAAAUUCUUGGAGAAAAAGAAAAUAUACAGCAUCUUCAUGACAGGAGUGAAGCUGAAGAAGUAUGUGCUUCAGGUCUGGCCUUGUGGCAGGAUCAUUGCUGGGUCAAUAAACAGAAGAGUUUUGAAAGAUUUAAGAUAUUUGAGGGAAUGUUUUAUGAAAUUCAAGAAAAUUGUAAAAGAGUCAACGUUAUGAUUGUAGAAUUGAGAGGUGUAUGUAAAAGAAUCAGGGAUAUGUUUUUUAAGAUUUUUUCUAGUCUUCCUUAUAAUGCAGAUGGAUUAUAUGAUCCAGAAAGGUUUUCUACAUUAUUAACUAGUGGUAUGAAUGGACUUGAAUUAGAAGAUGACAUUGCCGAACCCACGGAUGUUGAUGAUGUACCACAGUACAAAGUACAUUUUACAGAUUCAGAUUUAGAAUUUGAUGAUGUACGAAGUUACCAACGAAGCCACAAGGCUGAAAAAAGCAGACGGUCAUAUUUCAGUGAUGAUGAUAUGAAUUAUCUACCUAGUAAGGAAAAGAGAGGAGUGGGUUUGAUUCCUGCAAAGGAACAAGAUAAACGUCACGUUGCUAACAAGAGUCGCCUUGAGACAGGAAAUGUAUUUCCUAUUUGUGAGGCUGAAUCCAACAGUCACGAAAUAGGAGCAGUUACAGUAGUCGAUGUCCAUGCACCAAAUUUAGAACUUUAA